Molecule: messenger RNA, 2382 nt
Organism: Fraxinus pennsylvanica
Lineage: Eukaryota; Viridiplantae; Streptophyta; Magnoliopsida; Lamiales; Oleaceae
Source: the annotation of a GenBank genome assembly
AUGAUCGCCGGCGUAGCAGAAGACGAAGAGAAAUGGCUUUCAGCUGGGAUCGCCGGUCUUCAACAGAACGCCUUUUUCAUGCAUCGAGCACUUGAUUCGAAUAAUUUGAAGGAUGCACUCAAGUACUCAGCUCAGAUGUUGUCAGAACUCCGCACUUCGAGGCUUUCCCCUCACAAAUACUACGAGCUUUAUAUGAGGGCAUUUGACGAAUUGAGGAAACUGGAAAUAUUCUUCAAGGAGGAGGCCAAUCGUGGUUGCUCCAUUGUUGAGCUGUAUGAGCUCGUCCAACAUGCUGGCAACAUUUUGCCUAGAUUGUAUUUGCUUUGCACAGUGGGCUCUGUAUACAUAAGAUCAAAAGAAGCUCCCGCGAAGGAUGUUCUCAAGGAUCUUAUAGAAAUGUGUCGUGGCAUACAGCAUCCCGUUCGUGGGCUCUUUUUGCGGAGUUAUCUUUCUCAAGUCAGUAGGGAUAAAUUGCCUGAUAUUGGUUCAGAGUAUGAAGGGGAUGCUGAUACUGCUAUGGAUGCUGUUGAAUUUGUUCUCCAAAAUUUUACAGAGAUGAACAAACUUUGGGUUCGAAUGCAACAUCAGGGACCUGCUCGGGAGAAGGAGAAGCGGGAAAAAGAAAGGAGCGAGCUUCGUGAUCUUGUUGGAAAGAACCUUCACGUUCUCGGUCAGAUUGAGGGUGUUGACCUUGAUAUGUAUAGAGAAACUGUUCUUCCAAGAGUGUUGGAGCAGGUUGUCAACUGUAAAGAUGAGAUUGCCCAAUAUUAUUUGAUGGAUUGCGUAAUUCAAGUCUUCCCCGAUGAAUACCACUUGCAGACUCUUGAAACAUUAUUGGGUGCUUGCCCUCAGCUUCAGCCAUCUGUUGACAUAAAAAUGGUUCUUGCUCGACUAAUGGAGAGGCUUUCAAAUUAUGCUGCUUCUUCUGCAGAAGUCUUACCCAUAUUUUUUCAAGUAGAAGCUUUUGCAAAGCUAAACAAUGCCAUAGGCAAGGUUAUAGAAGCACAGGAUGACAUGCCAAUUUAUGGUGCAGUAACUCUAUAUGCAUCUCUUUUGACAUUUACUCUUCAUGUACAUCCUGAUCGGCUUGAUUAUGUCGACCAAAUACUGGGAGCAUGUGUUAAGAAACUUUCUGGAAAAGGAAAACUUGAUGAUAGUAAAGCAACAAAACAGAUUGUUGCACUUCUAAGUGCUCCACUUGAGAAAUAUAAAGAUAUAGAUACUGCAUUGAAGCUCUCGAACUAUCCCCAGGUCAUGGAAUACCUAGAUAUUGGAACAAAUAAAGAGAUGUCUAAUGUUAUUAUUCAAAGUAUAUUGAAAAAUAGGACCUGCAUUUCAACUGCCGAGAAGGUAGAGGCACUCUUUGAAUUGAUUAAGGGGCUCAUUAAGGACAUAAAUGAAAAUCUUCAAGAUGAGCUUGAUGAGGAUGAUUUCGAAGAGGAGCAGAAUUCUGUUGCACGGCUUAUUCAAAUGUUGUAUACUGAUGAUACAGAAGAGAUGAUGAAAAUCAUUCAUACUGUGAGGAAGCAUAUUAUGACUGGAGGACCAAAGAGGCUUCCGUUUACUGUUCCACCUUUUACCUUUAGUGCUUUAAAGUUGGUUAGGCGACUGCAAAGUCAGAACAAAAACGUAUCUGGAGAAGAGGUAGCAGCUACACCAAAGGAUAUCUUUCAGAUUUUGAUGCAGACAAUUGAGGCUUUAUCAAGUGUUCCAGUUCCUGAACUAGCACUACGGUUGUAUCUGCAAUGUGCUGAGGCUGCAAAUGACUGUGAUCUAGAACCUGUGGCCUAUGAAUUUUUUACCCAAGCUUAUAUUUUGUAUGAAGAAGAAAUCUCGGAUUCAAAAGCUCAGGUGACCUCCAUACACCUGAUAAUUGGGACUCUUCAGAGGAUGCAUGUCUUUGGUGUUGAGAACAGGGAUACAUUAACACACAAGGCCACGGGGUAUUCCUCAAAGCUAUUGAAGAAGCCCGAUCAGUGCAGAGCUGUAUAUGCAUGUUCACACCUUUUCUGGCUUGACGAAAACAAUGACAUGAAAGACGGGGAGAGGGUCAUGCUUUGUUUAAAGCGUGCCUUGAGAAUUGCAAAUGCCGCUCAACAAAUGGCUAAUGCAACUCGAGGGAGCAGUGGAUCAGUCGUACUCUUUAUAGAAAUAUUGAACAAGUAUCUCUAUUUCUACGAGAAGGGGGUGUUGCAGGUUACCGUUGAUUCAAUACUGAGUAUGAUCGAAUUGAUCAAACAAGAGACGAGCGGUGAGAAUACAACACCUGAUCCAGCUACCGAUGCUUUCUUUGCAAGUACACUGCGGUAUAUUCAAUUCCAGAAGGACAAAGGUGGUGUAGUGGCUGAGAAAUACAAGCCUAUUAAAACGGAAUUUGCUUAA